Physella acuta is the source of this 7172-nucleotide messenger RNA. RefSeq lists its product as uncharacterized. Lineage: Eukaryota; Metazoa; Mollusca; Gastropoda; Physidae. The record is from RefSeq and is a predicted model, not a curated record. Gene Ontology annotation, molecular function: protein kinase binding. Gene Ontology annotation, biological process: positive regulation of protein tyrosine kinase activity; neuromuscular junction development.
UCUCAUCCAGAGGAAACGUGCUAUUGACUCACGGCAUUUUUUCUUAAACUUUGUUGAUUUGUUGCAGACAUAUGUGGGAUAAUAACACAACUUGCCCUCUUUACUAAGCAUAUUAGAUUUCUAAUGAUAACUAGAAUCUAGAUCUUUUAAAAAUCACACUAAAAAAAAGUUUUUAUUAAGUGUGCUAUUUUUGUAUCUAGACUCUAGAUUCUAUUUAUUUUCUUUGCAUUUCUCAUCUUCAAGUUUAGUAUAGCAUAGUUCAAUUCCAAACUCCGUUCAAUUAGUUUUGAUAAUGUAGAUCUAUAUCGAGAGGUAGGGCCCAUUUAAAAAUAGCCGUGGUCAACUUUGUUUUCAUGGGCGUGGUAGUGUGUUGGAUCUGGAUCUAAAUAUAUAUAGUAAUAGUAGGCCUAGUGUAGUUGGACAAGGAAUAUCAGGAUUGUAGAUUAACAGAGACGUGAAAAUGCUAUCAAAUAUUUAAACAUUUCGAUUUUAAACUAGUUCUAGAUGCUACAUUCUGGAGGCUAAUAAUCUAAUCUAGUAGGUUAGACUACAUGGCGAGAUUCUAGAUUCUAGGUCUAGUCUACUACGGAAUGCAUAAGGGCGAGUUUUCUGCUUUUAAGCCAAUCAUUGCCCUCGAAGGAUUUGUUACGAUUAGUUGAACAUGGGACCAACAUGGCGGAUGUUACUACAGUCGUAGAGGGGAAAAUAAAAUUUCGUGAAGGAAAAAAAUGGAAGCCUCGGUGGUGUGUAAUGAAAAAACCAUCUCCAGUGGCUGAUCGUUUACAAGUUAUUUUAUAUAAAGAUGUUGGUGAAUCGGUUAAAGAAGAUGCCAAGCCGAAAUCUGUAUUUUGCUUGGACGCCUUCUUUGGUCUUAAUACAGAUUUUAAUUAUGAUAAGGAAACACAUGUGCUUGCCAUUGUAUGCCACAAAAAUAUCACAUUUAUGGCUUUUGAACAGCGAGAAAAAAUGAUUGAAUUUGAAAUAAAUAUAAGACAAAGUCUCGGAGAAGAGCGCCAGUUUCCUGUGAAUGUUGUCAAAGCACCUUCCAAUUGUAAGCUUCCAAAAGAGCAGCUACGGUUAAUGAUUCAUGACCUUAGAUUUUGUCUUGUCGCUCAAAAUCCACCAAAAUUACUUCUCUCUUGGAACAUAGAAGAGCUGCGUAGAUUCGGAGCAAGAGAUGGAAAAUUUUGUUUUGAAGGUGGCACUCGAUGUGGAAAAGGGUCUGGAGUUUUUGCACUACAGUCUGAACAGGCAGAAGAUAUAGAGGAAAUUAUGAACUCUGCCUCAACUGGGAAGAUGUCUAACUGUCAUCGCAAGUUUAAGAACAGAAGCUCACAGAUAGACUUGGGUACACAUCUUAUUAGAGAUAUGUCCCCUUCACUAUCAUCAUCAUCCAUUCAUCACCAUCAAAUAGUAGAUACAAAGUCUCCCCCACUAGGAGCAUUGCCUGUUACCCUUAAUUGUUGUCAUGACAACCAGACAGGAAGUGCUGAUUCUGAGGACUGGAGUUGGUACAAACGUCAUUCAGUUAGUGUUAUGGAUCAUCAUCGAAUUGCAGCACUUAGGGAAAAAAAUUACCCAGAAAAUGGAGAACAUCUUAUGGGAAUUUAUGAUGUACCACCAAAUCAUGGACGAAAACUUGAGGAAACAUGUCCUGGAAUGACAGAAGAAUCCAAUUAUUCAAUACCAAGGCGUGAUUCUGAAAACUUGCCAUUACAUAUAUAUUGCUCAAACUCUGUUGAAGAUUAUGGGAACUAUAAAAGAAUUGUACCUAAAGGGCAAGAAUCUGACCAGGAUGAGAAAAGGCAUGUAUUUAUGCAGAAACGGCAGAGUGUAAGUGCUGAAUUGUUUGACCUCAAAGUUAGCAAUGUGGAUGAAAUGGUGGCUGCGGGAUGGCAAGCUAACAACUCCAAUAACAAACAUUCACGUGAAGAGUCGCUGCAACGGCUUAAAAUGCAAGAGUCUGACUUGCAUAGAGAAAUGGUCCUGUUGGAUGAGAUUUUACUCAAUUGUUCAGGCAAGUCACAAGAAAUGUCAAAUGGGCAGCCUUCAGAGAAAGCUGAAUUUUCUGGUCAAAAUAUGUCCAGUACCCUUUUAUCAGGAUUGGACAAGGAUUUGGCAAUUAUCUCUGGAAACAUUACACCUUUGCAACACAAACUGAACGAUUUGAGCAAUCCAAAAAAAGCUGACAGAAUAACUGCACUUAGGCUGAACACCAGCAUGCCAGAGGGAACUCCACUAAGUCCAAUAUUUCAUACCAAGCUAAAUAAUAUACCCAUUACUUCUCGACUCAAUGCUCCACUCCCUUAUGUAAACUUGAGUAAAUAUGAUGAUGAGUCUAAAAGUCAUGUAUAUCUUCCAGGAAGUGCUGAUUGUAUACCAGCUAGUUAUGGUGCAAAUAUUGCAGGACCAAAUAUCAAACAUGAGAGACCUUGUGGGCACAGCAGCAGUCUCACAUGUCUCAAUUCUCAAGCAGCCACAGCUAGCUUAAUCAACCUCAGCCAAGCAGGGCUGUAUCAGUCUUCAUGUCGACAAAUGGCACCUGGACAGAGAUCACAAGAAAACACACAAGCUUACCCAGAGUAUGAAAAAUACAAUGAACAUCAGGAAAUUUUGUUUGUGAAAAUGGAUCCAGAUCCUGAGGAAACUAAUCCCAUAAUUUAUGCAUCAUUGCAGUGCAUGGCUAAAGGAGAUGAUGAUGUAAACAAACCUGGUUCAGAGUUAGUCAGUGUACUAACCGCUGAUGUAGGAAAAUAUUCCCGUGAAGAAAAAAGGAUAAAUCAAGAAGAUUUGUAUGAAAAUUUACCUGCAAGAAAAGCAUCUACCCCACCACCAGAACUACCCCCAAAAGGUCCAGCUCUUCUUAAGAAAUUAAAUGCCUGCUCUAAUUCUGCCAUCCCUUCAAGUGCACCCUCAGAGUAUGCCUGCAAGCAGAAGCAGUCUCUACCAGCGCCACCAAAAAAUACAAUUCACUGUAACACUCAGUAUGGGAAAACUGCAAAUGAAAAUUAUUUUACAAAAGAAGAUGCCAAGGAAGAUAACUAUUGUAUGAUGGGCAGUCCAAAAAUUCAGCACAAACGAACUAUCAUCCCGGAUUCACCAUUAAAAUUAAAUAGUGCAUUUACUCCAACAGGUGCUAACAAUAAAUGUAAACCCAUGAAGACCAUAGUAAACAGGUGUGAUUACAUGGACAUGGCCACACUUGGAUUGGAAGGUGGGGAGGAUGAAAUAUACUUAGAUGUUGUGGAAAGCAAAAAUGAUUUGUAUAUCUCUGAAGCUGACUUAAAAUUUCUGCCAGCACCCAAUGUUGGUAAGCAGGUGUGUGAGAGUACAUAUAUGGAGAUGUCUAGUGUUUCUAACAGGAAAAGUGUUGUCAUGCAAAACUUAGAGACCCUCCAGACAUAUGUUAGCAAAACAACAGCUUGGGACUCCAGCAAACCAUCUGUUCGACCUAAGGUAUCACCACCCCCACCACCACCAUACCCACCACGGCCAAUGUCAUUGAAAGUGAAGCACAGUGGUACAAAUGCGGUAGAAUCUAAACCAGGUAAUGACUUGAGACCUAAUGAAAAGCCAGUAAAAAGUCCCACUAAAGUUUACACCAAAGCUAAAAAAUCCCAGUCCAAUCAGGCUUUAUCAGAGCCGCCCAUGCCAUUUCCAAAUUUGAUUGAGUUCACCAAAAAAAUGGGAGAUAGUAGAUCAACUUAUGUAAAUACUUUAAUAGACAAUGAGAAAACUGUUACCAGUCAAGAAUCGUACACAGCCAGUGUUCCACUACCAGAACCUGUUACCAAGGAGGGUUUCCUGGCUCGUUUCAAGAGGCGUAGCUCCAAAGAUAAGAACGCUGGCCCAACCCAAGAAAAACCUAGCAACAGUAAAAACAGAAACAGUGUGUUAGAGCGCAGUAUGUCAGAGCAUGAAACAUCUAAGGCAGCAAAGGAAGAAAAAACUUCUAAAUUAAAACUUGGCAGGAGGAGAUCAUCCAGCUUUCCCAACAGACUUAGCUACCAGGAGUCUCUAGAUGGCAGUGAUGUGGUCCAUCAGAUUGGAUCAUCUUCCAGUAGUUUUUCUUCUGGCUCAUCUAAACCUAAGCCGCAGACAGAGAGCUCAUCUUCUAUUCUAGAUGAUUCUGAUGACUCGGAUAUGUCCCCGCUGUUGAAAAGAGGAGAAAAGAAAGUGGAUCCAAGAGCCAUAACUAUCCUUCAUGUCCAGUGGGAUCAUUCUAAAUCACUGAAUCCUUACAUGCAAAUAAACAAGUCUCCCAACAAGCCAGGAGCACUGGCUCUAGAUUCAUCAAAGACUGAUGAUGAAAAAUUAAUAGACAUGAUCAAACAACAGAAUACUUCCAAGAAACCUGUUAUUUACCAGCGUUCUUCUUCUCUUGAGCUAAAACAGCCCCGGGAAGAUCAUGAGCAAGGGGUGAAUUUAAAGUUGCCCCUGCACUCUGUUCAAAAAGAAAGGCGCCAAAGCCAAGAGAAGCUAAAAAUUUGCUCAAGCCUGCUAGAUGUUGAGGCGUCUAACCAGCAGGGAUCAUCGAGACCUCUUGAUAUCUCUAGUGGUGCCUCCCAUCCAGCGCUCUCCUUGUCUACUUCCUCUGAUACCCCACCAAGUUUACCACCUAAAACAAAACUGUAUCAAGCUCUACUCUCCCCUGUCAUUGAAACUUCACCAUCUCUGUCAUUCAUGAAUGAACCCCUGUAUGUUGAGUUGGACGAGAUAUUGCCUGUGUCCUGUAUUGAAGGAGCAACAAACAUGAAAAUGGAUAACCACAGGCAUUACUAUGAACCAAUAAUAAUUGACGAGGAAGAACAAAGUUCCCAAAAGGCAACUUUUGAGAAACAAAAGGCAGGUAUUUUUCUGUUUUAUAAAGUGAAAAAUAAAAGAAGAUUUUCAUUAGAAGAACCUAGGAAUGAAACACCAGUAAGCGCUGCAUCCUGUACAUUACCUCUAGACAUUUUGCCUAAUGAAAGAGAUGAAUCCUCACCAACACAUACUGAGGCUGCCUCCCCUUUGUUCCAUCGUUUGUGUGAUCUAUCCAGCUCUUAUCAGGGCAAUGUAACUGAUGAUUAUGAAUGUAUAAGCCCGGCGAAAACAAUAUUGCGGCCACGAGCAGGAAAAGAGUAUGUUGUAAUACAACGAAGGACACACUAUUUUGAUGCGGUAUCAAACAACGAGCCUAACCUAAAUGAGGAGUUGUCUAUUUUAUCAUCCUUGCAAUCAUCACAAGAGCUUUCACCAACAUUUUCUAGCAUGGCAGAUACAACCAAGUCAUGCCAGAGUCUCCAUUCUGAUCCUUGGGAAAAAGACAACUCGCAGCCCUCAGUCAAUAAACCAUCUAAGUUGGUCACCAGUGCUUCUAAAUCCCCAGUCAUUCAUCAGCCAACUGCUAUAGGCACAGAGCACAAAACUAGUGCUGAGUCCACUGACCACAGAAUUUUCUUCCCAAUGGAUCUUUCUUUUAAUGCAUCUCCUCCACCAUCCCCGACCUGCCCAAGUUCCCACCACUCAUCAGCUCAGCAAGUGUAUUACCCAAUAUAUGUCAACCAAGAGUUUAUACCUAAACCCAGCACUAGGACAGUCAGCACAAGUAGCAGCCACUCUAGCGCCUCCCCCAUCAGGACUGGUGUUCAAACACUCAUGUCCUUUUUUUUCUCCCCGAAGCAAAACACUGCCAGUGAGUUGCAAACUAGUCGGAGCAUUAGAAAAAGCAGGUCGAGGAAUUCAGAAUCAGAUGCUCCUAAACUGGAAAAACACUCAGUUAGUCUUCCUAUGACAAAAGUAUUGCCACUGCCUGUUAAUGUUCAUAGAUCACAUUCUGAUCCACGAAGAACUGAAACUGGAGACAGUGCAGCUCUGACAUUAGCACCAGAGCCAGCUCUUAGCAGCUGGGAUGACCAAAAGGUGCACAAAAAGGAGUUUGAUAAGUUUGCUCAAUCUAGUAUCAUAUCUAGAAGAAGGCUUCAGUGUCCAGAUCCUCACAGACAAAGUAAGAGUAAUGAUACUCUUACAAACAAGUCACAGAACCAGUCAUUUGAACUUGUCAGCUUUUCAUCAGGAAAUCACUUACAAAUUCCUCUACUUAAAUCUAGUGGUUACAAAAAUAUUGAUACUUUCAACGCUUUAGGGUCACCUGCACCUACUCCACAGGCUGCUCAGAUACCUGAGAAACCGCCUGAAUGUAAUAAGUCUUCUGAAACCAUCUCAGCAUACAGUAAGAAAGCACAGUCUUUAGAACCCAUCUCCCCGAUUACAAGUCCAGUAGAGAAGAUCUCGUCCAUUUCUUGUAUACCCUCUCCUCCACUACCAAUCCCUAUACGACGUACAUCCUCUUCCACACCACCAUCUUCUCAGUCAUCUCCAUGCCUGACACCUUCUGAUAUAUCUGACUCUCCUCCUUCCUACUUUGCACCUUCCCCCCCACCCCCAGCACUCCCACCCAGACAGCCUCUGUUGCUCUUGCCUUGUCCCGCCUCUCCUUCUUCUCAUUCAGAGUCUGAGCUAGAAUCUGAAGAAGAGGAGCAAGAAUUAAACUAUAUUGAGGUAGACAUGAGGAAAACACCAGCGCAAGCAGCGCCCCCACCACCACCUGUUACUUAUACUCGGCAGAGCAAACGAAUCAGACAACAAAAAGAGAAAGACUAUUCCAAGUCCAGGUAUGUGCUGAUUGACCAUAGAGCAACAAAAGCUUUGCAGCAAGCCAGACAGGAGCAUGUGCAGUCCAGGGAUGGUCCUCAAACCAAGUCUUCGGGCCAGUUAAACAGAAUCAACUCUACCCCUUCAUCUUCAAAACGAAAACACCUUUCAUUUAUACCCAGAGAGAGAAAACUGAGUUCUGGAUCUGUUGAAUCCUGUUAAUGUAAAAAGUUUUUUUUAUAUAAAUAUCCUUUAACCCAGACAGUUCUCCUCUUCUUAAAGCUUUUGUACAGCUACAUUUUGAUGUUGUGAAGUAGGAUGGUCCUAAAUAUAUGCAAUAUCUGUAAUGUUUAAUUUUGAGCACAACUUGUAUCCUGAUUGCAUAAGUACACAUAAAUUUUAUGUUGUUGUGGCUAUAAAGCUUCUUUUUAAAUUGUCACUGCAAUUUUAAAAAUUUUCUAUAUAGAAUAAAGCCAUUUUUAAAUGUCUUUUUGAUAGACCUUCAAAAGGUUGAAAAUUAACAGUUGAAACAACAGGGG